Molecule: messenger RNA, 2891 nt
Organism: Microbotryum saponariae
Lineage: Eukaryota; Fungi; Basidiomycota; Microbotryomycetes; Microbotryales; Microbotryaceae
Source: the annotation of a GenBank genome assembly
AUGGUUUCGCUGGAGCAAGGAAAGAGGUUGACCGCGCUGAGAAAGUUGAUGAAGGAACACGACGUCGAUGCGUACAUCGUUGACUCGGGGGAUGCGCACGGCUCCGAGUGAGUUUGACCCGCCUCACGCGCCUACAAGGGAUGGAGGGUGGUUUAGUUGUAAGAGGUUGUAGGUCGAGUACUUACGGAAUGGGGUUUGGGCUUUUUCGCGCAGGUAUAUCGCUGCGUGUGAUGAGAGGAGGGUCAGUUCUCGCGCUACGACUGACCUCGGCCGCUGUCACGCGAACGUGUGCAGUCGGGCUGCUGGACGAGCCUGAGGGGGGCGGGGGCGCAACGGAUGCUAAUCGCGGAACGAAUGUCGUGGUUCCCUUUUGAGUAGGCCUGGAUCUCUGGCUUUACGGGUAGUGCAGGUACGUGAAGGUGCUCGUUGGGGCUAUGUUGUGUUGCUGGUCAGCCCCAACUUUCCUCGGCAGGAGGCUGAUGUGGGGCUCCAAUCGGGUCUCUGUCGCCGUACCCGUACACUGCAGGAACGGCCGUCGUCUUCACCAACGAGGCGAGGUUGACGACCGAUGGACGAUACCAGUAAGUUUUGAAGCUUUCAGGGUUGGUAUGACGACUUGCCAGAUUUGGGAGGCUGGAUUUGAUUGAUUGUCCUUCUCACAGUCAACAAGCCGGAAACGAACUCUCGUCCGAGUGGACGCUGUACAAGCAUGGAAUCCCUGGUCAGUUCCACCCUUGCCGCUACUGCUCGGAAUCAAAGACCGAAACACCAAUACAGAAUCUUUUUGUCAAAACCACAGAGGUCAAGUCUUGGCAAGAACAACUCGCGACAUUGCCCCCCUCGACCCAAAUCGGCCUUGACCCGACGCUCAUCUCCGUCGGCGACUACCACACCAUUCUCCCGACUCUUUCGAGCGAGUCCAAAUUGGUCCCCAUCGAGACCAAUCUCGUUGAUGCGAUCUGGUCCGAUCGACCUGCGCGUCCCAAGAACCCCGUCGUGCUUCAAGAGAUCAAGUACGCCGGCCAAGCGUCGACCGACAAGUUGGAAGCGAUUCGUAAGGAGGUGACGAAGAAGGACGACGCUUCGACGUCGGUACCGAAAGCCAAGACGACGUACCUCGUCAGCUCGAUGUUGGAUGAGAUAUGCUGGACGCUCAAUCUUCGAGGAUCGGACAUCGCGUUCAAUCCCGUCUUUUUCGCUCAUCUCGUCAUCCCCAUCGACGCGCGCGAGAAACCGACCUUGUUCGUCGAUCUGGAGCAGUUGCCGCAAAGCGUGUACGAGUACCUCGAUCAAGAGGUCAAAGUUGAUAUUGAGCCGUAUGAGGAUGUAUACAAGUUCUUGAAGACCGUGGGGCAAGGCCUGGGCGAGCAUGAGAAGGUCAUGAUGCCCAAGAGCACGAACUUGGCUCUGGCGCUCGCGGUCGGAUUGGACAAGUGCGAUGCUGGUUCGAGGGGUCCCAUUGGUGCGUGGUUGGCGGUUCGGGCUACUGGCAGUGCUGCCCGAUAUCUGAAUCUCGUCCUCGCCUCGUACACACAGUCGACUUGAAGGCGGUCAAGAACGACGUCGAGAUCGAGGGAUUCCGACAAUCCCACCUCCGCGAUGGUGUUGCCUUAGUGCGGUACUUUGCUUGGCUCGAACAACAGCUCAACGCCGAUACGAACGUCUCUGAAUACGAAGGGGCUCAACAACUCGAAAAGUUCCGAAAGGAGCUUGACCUCUUCAAGGGGCUUUCGUUCACGACCAUUUCCUCGACCGGUGCCAACGCCAGCAUCAUCCACUAUCACUACUCCGAAGACCCCGCGCAAGCUACUCGCAUCCGAAAAGACCAGAUCUACCUCUGCGACUCUGGAGCGCAAUUCAACGACGGCACGACCGAUACGACGCGCACGUUGCAUUUCGGGGAACCGAGUAUGAGGGAACGCAGGGCGUAUACGAGGGUCCUGCAGGGUCAUAUCGCGAUCGAUACGGCUGUGUUUCCGGAGACGACGACGGGAUACCUUUUGGACGCGUUUGCGAGGAGACCGCUUUGGUUGGAUGGGUUGGGUGAGUCGCGACUUUUGACGCAAAAAGAGGUUGAGGGUCGAUGCGAGAGAAGAGCUUGAAGGCUCGAUGCGAGCAGAGGUUCAAAGUCGAUUCGUUUCUUCUGACAUCACCUCGCGUACGACCUUCACGCUCCCAGACUACCGCCACGGAACGGGACACGGCGUCGGAAGUCAUAUCAACGUUCAUGAAGGUGGGUCUUUGCUCUUGCUCUCAUCUACAUCUGUAUCUUGCGCUAGAGACAGAGCAUCUGAUGUGUGCAAGCAAAAUCUCACAGGUCCACAAGGAAUUGGAACGAGGAUUGCAUACAAUGAGGUCAAGGUCGGUCGGUCCCGCAUGGUUUGUUGACGGUUGCAUCGGUUGCUGAGCUCCUGACGGCAUUCUGAUCCUCAGCUUCGAGCGGGGCAUGUUUGCUCGAACGAGCCGGGUGGGUGACGGGCCUAUGUUUCGACUGUCUAUAUUCUCCAUUCUGAACGACCUCCUAGCUUCUCGUAAUAGGCUACUACGAAGACGGCAAGUUCGGCAUUCGCAUCGAGAACAUCGUCGUCGUGCGCGAGGCUUCCACGCCGAACCAGUUUGGAGGAGUCAACUUCCUCGAGAUGGAGAGUGUGACGCAGGUGAGUGACGACGACGUUUGAUGCGUACGGUGUAUUCAUCGCCCGCAGCACGCUGUUUGCGUACAGGUACCGAUCGCGACGAACCUUGUUCUGGUCGACCUGCUUUCACCGGACGAGCGCGAUUGGUUGAACGCUUACAACGCCGGGGUGAGGGAAAAACUGACGCCGUUGAUCAAGAAAACAGGGGACGAGUCGGCGUUGAAGUGGUUGGAGAAAGAGACCCAAGCGUUGUAG